Lucilia cuprina (Australian sheep blowfly) is the source of this 1623-nucleotide messenger RNA. Its product is annotated as 27 kDa hemolymph protein. NCBI's taxonomy places the organism in Eukaryota, Metazoa, Arthropoda, Insecta, Diptera, Calliphoridae. Bases 576 to 1481 code for a protein of 301 amino acids. The record is from RefSeq and is a predicted model, not a curated record. The transcript has 3 exons.
AAAAAGUUGUUGAAUCACAAACAAAAAGACGGCAGAGAAAAAUAAAAACAUUAUUAUCAGCUUAUUUCACGAAUAAAGUGUAUAAUAAAAAUAAUACAUUAACGAUUACAACAAUUAAAAAUUUUGCUUUUAAACAAGCAAGAGUAAUUAAAUUAAAAGAAAACAACAGAUUGCAACAAAAAAACACAUACUACUGUAACAAAAAAUAGAAAAAAAGGAGGAAAACAGCAACAACAAUAUAAAAGCUAACAAAGCAGAAUACAAAAAAAUUAAAGGCAAAAACAGUUGAAAAAUUUACUCAACCAACAGUACUUGAUCGAACCAGUAGCAAAUGCAAACGCUAUUACGGUAAAUAAUAAAUUAUUUAAAAAAUACGGUAAUAAAAUAAAGUGAUAGUAAACUAAAUAAAUAAAAGUAUUAAAACAAGUGGAAUUUUGAAAUAACAAAAAAAAAACAGAACAGUGAUUUGCAAAUACACUAAAAGGUCACUUAGGGUAAUAAAGAAGAGGAACAAAAAAAGAAACAAUAAAACGUAACAAGUUUUCAAAGAAAUUUUGCAACAAACCUCAAAAAAAAUGAAGUCUGCUUUGUUAAUAGGAACAAUUUUUAGCCUGCUAUUGGCAUUGCAGGCGGCAGACCUCGACCUUAGCAAUAUUGACGUGAAUGAUUUGAAAAAUCAACUGCCCGAUGAAUUUCCCAAGACCAAUCUUACAUUGGAUGAUGCCAAAACUUUAGUUAAGGAUAAAUGUCUUAAAGUGGCCGGCGAAGAAGCGGGGCAAAAGGCGUUUGCUGAAAUUGAAAGCUCCACCUUGACUUUGGCCGAGUGUGUUAAUAAUAUUGUUAAUUUUACCGCCAUACAAGAGGAAAUAAAUCUUGCCUCGCCUACAGGAGAAUUGGAUGUGGUGUUCAAUAAGUACUGUUUAAAACGUCCCGAAGCUCUAAAAUGCAUUGAGACUUUUAAUACCAAACUAACACCCUGUCUUGAUGAGGAGGAACGUGAAAAUCAAGAUGUUUUCAUGCGCAUCAUACGCAGUCUUUUGAGUUUUGUUUGCCACAAGGGUGGUGACCAGAUUGCUCUGUUCAUAGCCGAAAAGGGACCCGAAUGUUUGGAAGCACACAAGGAAGAUAUACAGAAUUGUAUUAAUAGCACUUUUUCCGGUUAUCUGCCAGAAGAAGGCAUUGAAAAUGUUAAAACUUUGCCCAAAUUCAUAAUAGGAGCUAAACAAUGUAAUGAUAUGGAACGUUUGGAAACCUGCAUUGUUAAGAAAUUGGAAUUAUGUGAGGAGAUAACACCGGCCAAUAUUGUUGAGUCCAUGUUCCGUUUUAUUAAGAAUGAAACUAUUUGCCGUUCAGUAGCUAAUACCGAUAAACAUGUUGCUGGUAGUUCAGGAAAUACUUUAAUGAUGAAUAGUCUUAAUUCCGCGCUGUUGCUUUUGUUUGUUACAGCCUUAACAUAUUUUAAUCGUAAAACAAUAGUUUAAAAACGAACACAACAAGAACAACUAAUUACAACAGCAAAUUUGUUACUAUCUACAACAACAAGAACAACUUACAACAUCUAUAUGGAAUUUCUACAUUACAAAAGGAACUAAUUGCUAUUGGCUUUAUUUAAAGACAACUUUA